Messenger RNA from Coregonus sp. 'balchen', 14727 nucleotides. The record is from the annotation of a GenBank genome assembly. NCBI's taxonomy places the organism in Eukaryota, Metazoa, Chordata, Actinopteri, Salmoniformes, Salmonidae.
CCGGCGACCGAGCAUCAUCAUCAGACUACGGAAGUGACAGCUUUGCUAUCUGUCAUUUAUAUGAGCACGCUCCUAGCGUUGCGCUCAUUCCCCUACCCUCUCUCGUCGUUGGUCGGUGUUUCACUGAGUAUAACUAGUUGUAACUAUGGCGAAGGUGGAUACCUCCUCUAGCAGACCCUAUCACAUUGUUAUUUUUGGGGCUUCGGGAUUCACCGGGCAGUUCGUGGUUGAAGAGGUGGCCAGGACCGUAUCGGAGGGGCCGAAUGGGUCGCUGACAUGGGCUGUGGCUGGGAGAAGCAGACAGAAACUGGACAAAGUUCUAGAGCAGGCCGCCGGAGCCCUCGGUACGUACUGGCUUCAUUGACAUUGACCUAGCUAGCUAACUAUUAAAUACAAUUUACACAUUUAAUUUGUUCACGCUGGAUGCUAACCAAAGAGUAUUAUCUGUUAACUCAGAACAAAAGUUUCGCGUAAAUAUGUUUACACUGUCCACGAGAGAUUAGCCUGAGAUGAUCUUUGGUCUAGUUAGUUGACUGACACCAUUGUGCAUUGUAAUCGGAUUUUCCAGGGGGAUUCAAGGAAGGAAGCUUUCUUGACAGUUCGGUGUCAUACAGUGUCAACACUGAGUUUACUGUGUGUCAUGCCAGACAGUAAACUCACCUGGACUAAUUUAAAACCUAGUCACUGUGUUGUAUCAUUUACCCCCCCCCCCCCCCCCCCCCCCCCCCCCCCCCUCCCCCAUUUGCAGGUACAUUAGAGAGCUUGUUUGGAAUAUGCAAUAGACACGUAGUCUACUUUGCCAUGUGGGUACAAUAUGACUUAUUUGAUAGCCAUUCAUCCUACUAUACCCCAUGUUUCAAUAGGGCAGUAUUUUCCUAUCUGUUAUGGCUAUGGCACAGCAUUCAACAUGUGCCUAAUUUACAACAGUCCUUGUUUGGUCAUGAGCUACAGGUUGUACUGUACCACAUAACAUGUCAACUUAUACAGGGGGCUGAUGCAAAGCACUGUAGUACCAGUAUCGCAAUACUCAUUAGUGUCGUGGCAAGGAGACAAGACAUAAAUCGGACAUAACUUCUUUAGUUGUUGAAAACAAACAUCAUUAUCUUGUCAUCCAAAGUUACAUGUAUUGGACGGCAGGUAGCUUAGUGGUUAAGAGCGUUGUGCCAGUAACCGAAAGGUCGCUGGUUCUAAUCCCCGAGCCGACUAGGUGAAAAAUCUGUCGAUGUGCCCUUGAGCAAGGCACUUAACCCUAAUUGCUCCUGUAAGUCACUCUGGAUAAGAGCGUCUGCUAAAUGACUAAAAUGUAAAUGUAUUUAUUUUCCAAGCGAGGUUCCUUCUCGACAAUGUAACAACAAUAAGAAAAUAUAAGAAUAUGAACAUAAAGUAAAUGGCUCAGUAGAAUAGAGUAAACAUUUUAGCAUAAGUAUAAUACAGGAAGGCACAAUUUAUAGUCCAAUAUUUACAGAUAUGUUGGGGAAGUAUUUAGCAAUCAAUCAUAAUAAGAGUCUGGUAGCAGCAGUUUUGAUGUGUGUGUGUGUGUGUUUGUGUGUAUAUGAUUGUAUAUCUCUGUGUGUGUGUGUGUGUGUGUGUGUGUACAUGAGUGCAUGUGUGAUAAGGUGCAGAGAGUCAGUUCAAGUGUUCAGCAGUCUGAUGGCUUGUAGUUAGAAACUGUCUCUGAGCCUUUUGGUAUCAGACCUCAUGCUCCGAUACUGUUUGCCCGACGAUAAGAGAUUGAACAGCCGUGGCGGAGGUGUGUGGGGUCCUUGAUGAUGCUGCGGGCCUUCCUCAGGCAUCAUUUCAAGGAUGGGUGGGAGCACGGUCCCAGUGAUGUACUGGGCCAUCUUCACCACCCGCUGGAGGGCCUUGCUGUCGUGGAUGGAGCAAUUCCCGUACCAGGCCGUGAUGCAACCGGUCAGGACGCUCUUGAUGGUGCAGCGGUAGUAUUUGGAGAGGACCCGGGGUGGCAUGCCGAAUUUCUUCACCUGCCUUAAGAAGUAGAGACGCUGUUGCGCCCAGUCGUGGUGGUGUUGGUCCAUGACAAGUCCUCGGUGAUGUAGUUAAACAAAUAAUGAUGUCUGGUGUAUUGGUAAGUAGAUGUUUAUAAUAUAAAGGUGAAAUGACUGAGUCCUCUGCUGUGUGUAUUAGGUAAGCCGGAGCUGAGGACUGCGGUGGAUGUCAUCGUGGCUGAUGUGGGAGAGCCUGACUCGCUGGCUGCCAUGUGCAAACAGGCUGUCAUUGUUCUCAACUGUGUGGGGCCAGUAAGUACUGACUGUGGAGAUGCCACACACACACACAUCUGGAAAAUACUGUAGACACACACACACUGUAAGUACUGCUGAGACACAAUGAGUCUGUCAUAAGUCAGCGGUAUUUCAUUCUACUGGUGUUAGUAUAUAAGACUGUCUUGAUAUCAGUCCUGAUCACCACUCUGCUCUCCUGUUGUGCCAUGGGGCUGCAGAUAGUGGCCUGAUAGCAGUAAGGCCAUAACCUCACAGCUUGUGAAACACCUGCAAUGAUGAUGGUGGCUAUCACCAGUGCACCUUGUACACACGCACACACACACACAGCCUUUACAGUGUUGGCAGGCGUGACUGGGUGUGGUAUAAUCUCUGUCAUUGUGAUACACAGCCUCACCAAAGAACUCUGGAUGAAGUGAAAAAAGUGUUGUCUAUUACCAACUCCACCAGUAGGGGGGCACUGUUGUCAUGUCUGAUCAUCACCUCUCAGCCUCUCUGUCCAAUAGUGUGCAACUGCAGCCUGCAAUUCGGGGUGUUCCUGCAUGUGGGCAUUCCUGCAUCUGCAGGAACGUCCCCCCCCUCGAGCACCCCAUUGGUUCCUUCAUGAACGCCCCACCCCCCCUCGAGCACGACACCAUAAUGCUUGUGUGACACUUUUGAAUGUGGGUCAAAGGGGAAGUAAAAUAAUUAUCUGAGUUUUCGCGGGAAAACAUUGCCCGACAGGUGGGGGCGAAGGACACUGUCUAUCGGUCACCCCCGCCUCCCACUAGUAUAGCAGGCGGGAGGCUGGAGCAACACCGUUGCUAACUACGUAGCUAGCUUGCUAGUUAGUGACACCGUGUGCUACCUUGCUAGUUAGCUAGCUAUCACACAGUGUUGCUCCCCACAGUGUUGCUCCCGCCGACUGCGUACCGGAGAAAAACGUGCCGGACAGGCGGGGGCCAAGGACAAUGUAUACCGGUCGCCCCCGCCUCCCGCUAGCACAGCAGGCGGGAGCAACACUGUGUGCUAACUAGCUAGCUUGCUUGUGCCCUGGAGAAAACCUUGCCUGAUAGGACACCGCCUACCGCUAGUUACUCCGGUACACAGCAGGCGGGGGGUGACACCUGUGUGCUAGCUAGAUUACAGUGUGUGCCUCCCAUCUAUGUACUGGAGUCAUAGCUAAAUAAUAGAAGCAUAAAGAGGGGUUCCUGCGUAUACAGGAAUGCCCACAUGCAGGAACGGCCCGAAUUGUGGGCUGCAGUUGCAUCCUUCUCUCUCUGUCUACUCCCUACCUCCUCCAAACACUUUCAACUGUCUCCUGAGGUGCGUUCAGGAGAGUGCAACGUCACAAGUCAUGUCUGAAGUGUAAAAUUAAUGACUCAAUAAUUCAUGCCUUCUGGGAAUGCUACAAAAUUAAAAAGUUAUGGGCGGAGUUGGAAAGAUGGAUGUCAGAGAUACUGUAAUGUAAAUAUACUUUUAAUUUGUCUGUCUGUAUAUUUCAAGACAUGACAUAUGAGGGUGCAGUGAAAUACUCAAUGGGUUGGACAAUACUCUUCUCAUCAAUUAUCUUUUAAAAAACUAUACUCAAACUGGAAAUCAGCCAAUCCUCCGUCAUUCUCACAAUGGAAAGGUCAAAUGCUUUAUUAUUUAAACAUUUUAAGCGCGUGGGCGACAGAGAGAAACAAAAUCAUGCAGUUUGAGGCCAUGUGGCAGAAAGUGCUAUAAAGGCGCUGGAGAUUGGGGUGGGGGCUAGUGGGUUUGGGCAGGUGUGAUGUUUGUAUGAUGUAGUCGUUUGUAUGUGUAAGUUUUGUGUUACACAACGUUCAGAUAGAAAUGUAUUGUUCAGAACAGACAUGGCCCAAUCCCAAAUGGACCUCUGGACCCUAUGCACAGAUCUGAGAGGCUUUGCCAGGCAAUCAAUAUGGUAAUCGCUCCACCUUGCCAUCUGAUAGGCUAGGUGAAAGUCUCACCAUAUUACUUAUACCAGAGGUUUUCAUAAUGUGGCACGCCUCUCCAGGGGGGCACCAGAGAGUUUCAGGGAAGGCGUGAAAGGAAAGCCAAAACAAACUGUAUUUGGUUCAUACUAGAUUAGCCAGUCUGCGGUGGAGGUCAUGUUUUUUUUUUUUUUCUCGCUUCAACCAAAGAUAAUAAGAGGAGACAAGAUGAGUUUGGUCUGUUUACAGUAUGCAUGUUGAAGGGCAUGUCAUCUAGGAUCAUUCACUUCCGGAAGUUUACUCGAAAGAUGAGAACCAUUCCUUCACCUCAGUAUAUCAUCUUUGGUCUGACAGACGUUUACGUGACACCCAGAAUGCAUUGUAUAAUGUCAACAAACAUGGCGCCACACAUAGCUGGCAAAUAGCUUAGCAUUAGCUCAUUAUAAUCAGUAAAACCUUCAAAAAAGUAUUUUACACACAUCAUAGGUGUCCAUUACAAUCUAUGCAAUAAUCGGAAUGCAUUAGCUGUCACCAGUACUUGAAAACAUGUGAAUAAAACUGUAAAUGCCAGCCAGAAAAUGUGCCAGUUCGUGCAAGACUGCGCAAAUGCCUGCAAACUUGAUCUGCGGAAACACUAGGGAAGUGCUUGGGCUCUCCUCAAAGAGAGCAGUUUGUCUGGCUCAGUAAAGCCUCAAACAUAAAUUGUCUGCAACACUGAAAUGGUCUACUUCUAUGUCAAUUAAUGAGGAGGCGGAACACACCUCAAUUCAAACUGUUGUUUGAAAAUAAAACUUGUUAGAAAAUAAUUUGAAAUUGACAAGUUGAAACAGCCUAUAGAUAAUUAGCAGGCAGCGCGUGUUAACUGUCCUGUUGUGUAACAAUCAAAUUUUCUCGGGACAAACGCAGUUAAUUCCAAUGACAGCUCCAGUUCGCCUGAUAGCGGAUGACAAAUCCGCAACCCUCCCUAUACUUGUAUCAGAACACACCCCUGUCAAUCUAUUGGGAAGAGAUGCCCUAUGCAAAAUGGGUAUACAAAUUUGAUGUUCCUCCGAAGGGGUAAUUAUAGACAAGGCAGGGUUAAACUUACAAAUGGUAACGAAACAGGAUACAGCAAAUGUCUAUUGGUUAGGGGAUAUUGAGACAGAAGUAGAUAGGGUAGUCAGGAAAUGGGGUAGGUUUAUUCAGGCUCAGAUACCAGAAGCAGAAAGAGGAAAGUCAGAAUAUCACUGCACCAUGCAAUAUGAUCCCUAUCGUGAUGAUCUUUUAGAACAACUGUGGUUGUUAAAUGCAAAUGAGAAAUCGGUACCAAUAAUGUCUCAGUACAUACAGUGGGGAAAAAAAGUAUUUAGUCAGCCACCAAUUGUGCAAGUUCUCCCACUUAAAAAGAUGAGAGAGGCCUGUAAUUUUCAUCAUAGGUACACGUCAACUAUGACAGACAAAAUGAGGAAAGAAAAUCCAGAAAAUCACAAGGAUUUUUAAUGAAUUUAUUUGCAAAUUAUGGUGGAAAAUAAGUAUUUGGUCAAUAACAAAAGUUUCUCAAUACUUUGUUAUAUACCCUUGUUGGCAAUGACACAGGUCAAACGUUUUCUGUAAGUCUUCACAAGGUUUUCACACACUGUUGCUGGUAUUUUGGCCCAUUCCUCCAUGCAGAUCUCCUCUAGAGCAGUGAUGUUUUGGGGCUGUCGCUGGGCAACACGGACUUUCAACUCCCUCCAAAGAUUUUCUAUGGGGUUGAGAUCUGGAGACUGGCUAGGCCACUCCAGGACCUUGAAAUGCUUCUUACGAAGCCACUCCUUCGUUGCCCGGGCGGUGUGUUUGGGAUCAUUGUCAUGCUGAAAGACCCAGCCACGUUUCAUCUUCAAUGCCCUUGCUGAUGGAAGGAGGUUUUCACUCAAAUCUCACGAUACAUGGCCCCAUUCAUUCUUUCCUUUACACGGAUCAGUCGUCCUGGUCCCUUUGCAGAAAAACAGCCCCAAAGCAUGAUGUUUCCACCCCCAUGCUUCACAGUAGGUAUGGUGUUCUUUGGAUGCAACUCAGCAUUCUUUGUCCUCCAAACACGACGAGUUGAGUUUUUACCAAAAAGUUAUAUUUUGGUUUCAUCUGACCAUAUGACAUUCUCCCAAUCCUCUUCUGGAUCAUCCAAAUGCACUCAACUUCAGACGGGCCUGGACAUGUACUGGCUUAAGCAGGGGGACACGUCUGCCACUGCAGGAUUUGAGUCCCUGGCGGCGUAGUGUGUUACUGAUGGUAGGCUUUGUUACUUUGGUCCCAGCUCUCUGCAGGUCAUUCACUAGGUCCCCCCGUGUGGUUCUGGGAUUUCUUGUGAUCAUUUUGACCCCACGUGGUGAGAUCUUGCGUGGAGCCCCAGAUCGAGGGAGAUUAUCAGUGGUCUUGUAUGUCUUCCAUUUCCUAAUAAUUGCUCCCACAGUUGAUUUCUUCAAACCAAGCUGCUUACCUAUUGCAGAUUCAGUCUUCCCAGCCUGGUGCAGGUCUACAAUUUUGUUUCUGGUGUCCUUUGACAGCUCUUUGGUCUUGGCCAUAGUGGAGUUUGGAGUGUGACUGUUUGAGGUUGUGGACAGGUGUCUUUUAUACUGAUAACAAGUUCAAACAGGUGCCAUUAAUACAGGUAACGAGUGGAGGACAGAGGAGCCUCUUAAAGAAGAAGUUACAGGUCUGUGAGAGCCAGAAAUCUUGCUUGUUUGUAGGUGACCAAAUACGUAUUUUCCACCAUAAUUUGCAAAUAAAUUCAUUAAAAAUCCUACAAUGGGAUUUUCUGGAUUUUUUUUCUCAAUUUGUCUGUCAUAGUUGACGUGUACCUAUGAUGAAAAUUACAGGCCUCUCUCAUCUUUUUAAGUGGUUUUGUUUAUAUUUGUUCAUAUUUAAAUUGUGUGUGUGUGUGUGUGUGUGUGUGUGUGUGUGUAGUACAGGUUCUGGGGCGAGCCUGUGGUAAAGGCAUGCGUGGAGAACGGAGCACACUGCAUUGACAUCUGUGGAGAACCCCAGGUAAGUGGACAACACAACAACACACUCUCUAGGCUUCAAUCCCUAAUUGACCCUGACGCCUACAACCCAUGACUCUUGUAGAUCUGACAUGACUUGAUAGUUGGAAGCAAUAUCUCUCACACACACACCACUAGGUGAAAUGGGAGGCAUGCUGGAUGCCAUGCUGUCCUCUAUUACUGGUUACAGUGUGUGUGUGUGUGUGUGUGUGUGUAGUUCCUAGAGAGUAUGCAGUUGAACUACGACAGUCAGGCAGCUGAUAAAGGAGUGUACAUUGUUGGGGCUUGUGGCUUCGACUCCAUACCUGCAGACAUGGGAGUCCUCUACACCAGGGACCAGUUCAAAGGUGUGUAUGUGUGUCCUCUCCCUGAGGGUUUUUUUAUUUUGUUUUUUCAUAUAUAUUUUUUAGGGAGUAGAUCAGCUUUAAUAUUGCAGAUAGAUUGUAGCUUCCAUCAAUGUAAAUAUCUGCAUCAUUUCCAAUCCCCCAUAUGUACCGUAUGUGUGUGUGUGUGUAUAUGUGUAUAUAUAUAUAUACACACACACUACCGUUCAAAAGUUUGGGGUCACUUAGAAAUGUCCUUGUUUUCAAAAGAAAUGCACCUUUUUUGUCCAUUUUAAAAUAACAUCAAAUUGAUCAGAAAUACAGUGUAGACAUUGUUAAUGUUGUAAAUGGCUAUUGUAGCUGGAAACUGCAGAUUUUUUAUGGAAUAUCUACAUAGGCGUAUAGAGGCCCAUUAUCAGCAACCACCAGUCCUGUGAUCCAAUGGCACGUUGUGUUUGCUAAUCCAAGUUUAUCAUUUUAAAAGGCUAAUUGAUCAUUAGAAAACCCUUUUUGCAAUUAUGUUAGCACAGCUGAAAACUGUUGUGCUGAUUAAAGAAGCAAUUAAACUGGCCUUCUUGAGACUAGUUGAGUAUCUGGAGCAUCAGCAAUUGUGGGUUCGAUUACAGGCUCAAAAUGGCUAGAAACAAAGAACUUUCUUCUGAAACUCGUCAGUCUAUUCUUUCUGAGAAAUGAUGGCUAUUCCAUGUGAGAAAUUGCCAAGAAACUGAAGAUCUCGUACAACGCUGUGUACUACUCCCUUCACAGAACAGCGCAAACUGGCUCUAACCAGAAUAGAAAGAGGAGUGGGAGGCCCCGGUGCACAACUGAGCAAGAGCACAAAUACAUUAGUGUCUAGUUUGAGAAACAGGUGCCUCACAGGUCCUCAACUGGCAGCUUAAUUAAAUAGUACCCGCAAAGCACCAGUCUCAACAUCAAUAGUGAAGAGGCGACUCCAGGAUGCUGACCUUCUAGGCAGAGUUGCAAAGAAAAAGCCAUAUCUCAGACUGCCCAUUUUAAUCUUUUCUUUUUAUUGGCCAGUCUGAGAUAUGGCUUUUUCUUUGCAACUCUGCCUAGAAGGUCAGCAUCCCGGAGUCGCCUCUAAGUGUCACAUUAUCUGUCACAUGAUCUCAGUAUAUACACCUGUUCUGAAAGGCCCCAGAGUCUGCAACACCACUAAGCAAGGGGCACCACCAAGCAAGCGGCACCAUGAAGGCCAUGGAGCUCUCCAAACAGGUCAGGGACAAAGUUGUGGAGUACAGGAUUAGGGUUGGGUUAUAAAAAAAGAUCAGAAACUUUGAGCAUCCCACAGAGCACCAUUAAAUCCAAUUUACAGAUUGUAAAUUAAAGAUAUAAUAAUACUUUUUGCAAAUAAUUGUGUUAUUGAUCGAUUGACUAUGACUUUUCAAAUUACCCAGCAUUGCUAUUUGCAGAGUUAGCUCCUGGUAAAUGUUGCAAUUCUUCAGCCAUUCCUGGACCUGCGACCAAAACCAAGCUAAAUUACAUAUGGACAGUACCAAAAUAAAUGAUCUAAUAAUUCUGUCUCUUCGCAACAAAAUCUGCAGAGCUGGGAUGGUUGUAUCCCCCAUAUAUAUAACAUUCUAUUGGUUGCAAGAAUUUAGCAUAAUAAUUUAAAUUGAAAACUUUUUAAAGUUUUGAAUCUGCCGUUGUUUUGCUAGAGUAUGGCGCUUGCAACGCCAGGGUUGUGGGUUCGAUUCCCACGAGGGGCAGUAUGAAAAAUGUAUGCACUUACUAACUGUAAGUCGCUCUGGAUAAGAGCGUCUGCUAAAUGACUAAAAUGUCAAUGUAAAUAAACCAUGUGCCAUGGAAUCGGUGCAUCGAAAAUCUCUUCCCAACUAUUUUGCAAUCUAACCUCUCCCUGAGGUUAGUUUACUUCAGCUGUUUAUGUAUGUGUGUUUGUGUGUCACAGUUGUGUGUUUCUCUCAUCACAGGGACACUCACAGCUAUCGAGAGCUUCCUGACAGCCAGCACAGGACCUGAGGUAAGACUCCAUUACCCAUAAACCCUCACACAGCCCCGGCCUCAUCUUUGUCCUGUAAAGAGUAAAUCAUUGUAACCCCUGCAUAAUUCUUGUAUCUAAUAACAUAACAAUCUUGAUUUUAAGAAUCGGUUUUUAAGGGUUUGUUGGUACUCAGUUCUCUCUCUCUGUCUCUGUCUUAGGGUGGUUCUAUCAAUGAUGGUACAUGGAAGUCGGCCAUCUAUGGUUUUGCUGACAGCGGGAAGCUGAGGAGCCUCAGGAAGAAGUUUGGACACAAACCUCUCCCUGUGGUGGGCUCAAAGAUCAAACGCAGGUACAGGGAGCUGUGGGUGUGCGUUUGUGUGUGUUUGUGCUUAUUAAAUGUGUUUAUUUGAUAUUUAAAUAACUUUACUUUCUAUCGUGUGUGUAGGAGUGCCCUGUUCUACAGUAAUGAGGUGCAGCAGUAUGCAGUUCCGUUUAUGGGAGCCGACCCCUCGGUGGUGAAGAGAUCUCAACGCUUUCUACUGGAGGAACACCAGGAAACACCUGUAGGUCUCACACACACACACACAAACACAGAGCAGUGUGUGUUCUUGUCAAAUCUGCAAUUUUAGUGUGAUGUGGUUCUAAUUUCUAAAUGCGAGAAAUUGAAUAUGUCCUAAUAAAUCUUGGGUGUCUGUGUGCAUCACAGCUAUUGUGGUUCUGUAACCGGUUCGGACGGACAUUUUUGCUUAUAAAUUGAUCUGUGGACACCGUAGUUCAAAAUGUCUUGCAUUGAGCGAUAACACUGGUUCCCACGGACACAGUAGUAUAUUUUCUGUACCUUUGUGACUUAGGAUGUGAAAUCUGAAACCACUUGAAGCUGGGAUGUCCCUCCUACCAUUUAAUUCCCUCUUCCGAAAGUCAAUCAACUCCUUGCUGAACCCUACGUCACAGCCACUGACCAAGCACAUGCCUGAAAUCCUUACAUUGUAGUGCAGCAGGGGAGAGUGGUUUCAUCACUACAGCACAUUCAAAGAUGGAUUUUGUAGCCAUUCAUCUAAAAUAAUCCAUCGAUUUUAAACAAAAAACACUUUGUUUGUCAUAGAUGGACUAGAUUAAUAUGAGAUGAAAGGCGAGUUCCUAACGAGUUCAGGAAGCCAAGCUAUAGCGCUGUGAUGUUCAUAGCGAUGGGGGCAGAUGUUUUCAUCGAGAAACCUUUCGAAAGUAUGCACAUGUUCUCUAACACUAAACAUACAAAUAUGUAUUUUAUAGUUAUAAGGAAGGUAAAUCUUAUAGUUAGUGGUUUUAUAAUUUGAUAAUACUAAAUUUAGAAAGCAUUUGUCUUUUCAAGCCUUAUACAUUUUUGUUCAAUAGGAAAUAUGUAAUGUACAGUAAAAUAUUUUCAUAUGUUUAUUAUAUUUGUACUGUGUACUUGAGCUUGUGUCCUCAGCAAUUGUAUAACUAUUUCUACCUGAAAGGUGAGAUUUUAACCUUUCUUGGAGUAUGCAGCAUGAAUAGUUAUUGUCUCAAAUAAUUACUUUCGGGGAUUACGUAGAUUACAUUUUAGAUUACAUGUAGUUACAUUUAAGAGGAUAAUCUAUGAGCAGAAUGACUGUUUUACCUCAAUUAGCCACGAAUUCCCUAGUUUUAAAGUGACUGUUUUCUUGAAGCUAUGCCACUAAAUUUUCCCUGCAUUUCCUUCCUUGUGGGCCAGCCCCCUAGCUAAUAAGCUUCAGCCCCUCGCUCGCUCUUUCUCUCUGGGCGAUCUGCAAUUUUAGUGUGAUGUGGCUCUAAUGUCCAAACUCAGUUGAGAAAUGAACCUCUGUGACCCCUGUUUGACCUUUGUGUGACCCCAGGUUCAGUAUGGUGCGUAUGCAGGAGUAGGAGGUGUGGCCAACAUUGUCAAGAUGCUAUUCGCUGGGAUGAUGUUCUGGUUCCUGGUCAAAUUCAGCUUUGGACAAGACCUGCUGAUUAAGGUGAACAAGGACACACUGACAGACACACAUUGUUAUACAAUACCAGUCAAACGUUUGGACACACCUACUCAUUCCAGGGUUUUUCUUAAUUUUACUAUUUUCUACAAUGUAAAAUAAUAGUGAAGACAUCAAAACUAUGAAAUAACACAUUUUACAUUUUUUGUCAUUUAGCAGACACUCUUAUCCAGAGCGACUUACAGUUAGUGAGUGCAUAAAUUUUUUCAUACUGGCCCCCCGUGUGAAUCGAACCCACAACCCUGGCGUUGCAAGCGCCAUGCUCUACCAACUGAGCUACACGUUUUUGGGUUGCAGUAACCCAAAAACGUUUAAACAAAUUAUUCAAAGUAGCCACCCUUUGCCUUGAUGACAGCUUUGCACACUCUUGGCAUUCUCUCAACCAGCUUCAUGAGGCAGUCACCUGGAAUGCAUUUCAAUUAACAGGUGUGCCUUGUUAAGUUAAUUUGUGGAAUUUCUUUCCUUAAUGCAUUUGAGCCAAUCAGUUGUGUUGUGACAAGUCCAUAUUAUGGCAAGAACAGCUCAAAUUUGCAAAGAGAAACGACAGUCCAUUGUUACUUUAAGACAUGAAGGUCAGUCAAUCCAGAAAAUGUCAAGAACUUUGAAGGUUUCUUCAAGUGCAGUCGCAAAAACCAUCAAGCGCUAUGAUGAAACUGGCUCUCAUGAGGACUGAUACAGCAAAGGAAGACCCAGAGUUACCUCUGCUGCAGAGGAUAAGUUCAUUAGAGUUAACUGCACCUCAGAUUGCAGCUCAAAUAAAUGCUUCACAGAGUUCAAGUAACAGACACAUCUUAACAUCAACUGUUCAGAAGAGACUGCAUGAAUCAGGCCUUCACUACUAAAGGACACCAAUAAGAAGAAGAGACUUGCUUGGGCCAAGAAACACGAGCAAUGGACAUUAGACAGGUGGAAAGUCCAAAUAUGAGAUUUUUGGUUCCAACCGCCGUGUCUUUGUGAGACGCAGAGCAGGUGAACGGAUGAUCUCUGCAUGUGUGGUUCCCACCGUGAAGCAUGGAGGGUAUGAUGGUGUGGGGGUGCUUUGCUGGUGACACUGUCUGUGAUUUAUUUAGAAUUCAAGGCACAUUUAACCAGCAUGGUUACCACAGCAUUCAGCAGCGAUAUGCCAUCCCAUCUGGUUUGCGCUUAGUGGGACUAUCAUUUGUUUUUCAACAGGACAGUGACCCAAAACACACCUCCAGGCUGUGUAAGGGCUAUUUGACCAAUAAGGAGAGUGAUGGAGUGCUGCAUCAGAUGACCUGGCCUCCACAAUCACCUGACCUCAACCCAAUUUGAGAUGGUUUGGGAUGAGUUGGACCGCAGAGUGAAGGAAAAGCAUCCAACAAGUGCUCAGCAUAUGUGGGAACUCCUUCAAGACUAUUGGAAAAGCAUUCCUGUUGAAGCUGGUUGAGAGAAUGCCAAGUGUGCAAAGCUGUCAUCAAGGCAAAGGGUGGCUACUUUGAAGAAUCUAAUUUUGUUUAACACUUUUUUGGUUACUACAUGAUUCCAUAUGUGUUAUUUCAUAGUUUUGAUGUCUUCGCUAUUAUUCUCCAAUGUGGAAAAUAGUAAAUAUAAAAAAAAAACGCUUGAAUGAGUAGGUGUGGCCAAACUUUUGACUGGUACUGUAUAUGCACACACUCACACAAAAGGAAAAACUCAAACCCUUCUCUCUUUCUACCUCUUUUUUUUCUCUCUCUCUCUCUUCUCUGUCUUUAGUAUCCAGAGUUUUUCUCCUUUGGUUUCUUCUCCAAGGAUGGACCAACAAGAAAGCAGGUACAGUUUUUUGAGUAUCUUGACCUGUGUAUGGUUAAAAUGUAUGAGUAACAUUUACUGGUAUGUUUCACUUCCAUUUGUUUGCAAAAUUGCCAGUGAUUGGUGUGUUUGUGUGUCACUCAGAUGGAGGGUUGGUCCUUCUAGUCAGUGAUUGGUGUGUUUCUGUGCCACUCAGAUGGAGGGUUCAUCCUUCAAGUUUGCAUUCUACGGAGAAGGCUACACUGAGGGACAGGACCCCAGCCAGGGACGACCUAAUGCCAAGAUCCGCACACUAGUCCAAGGACCAGGUACUUGAACACACACAAACACCCUAACCUCUGCUCCACAAACACACUAAUCUGACUUUUUAUUAACCCCUCCUCCAUGUAAUCUGCCACUGCUGGGGUUAACACAAUGCUUCUCUCCCUGUUUCAGAGGCGGGCUACGUGGCCACGCCCAUCGCCAUGGUACAGGCAGCUAUCACCAUCCUGAACGAACCCAAAGCCCUCCCCAAGAAGUGAGUUCACACACACACUGGGUAGUGUUUGUGCAGCUAUUGUAUUACAUCUGAUGCAUAUUAUCUCACCCUCCCUCUCUCUGUCUCUCUCUCUUUAGGGGAGGUGUGUACACCCCAGGAGCAACCUUUGCCAAAACUAAGCUGGUGGAGCGCCUCAACAAACAUGGCAUCCGGUUCUCUGUCAUCUAAUGUGUGACCUCAUUUAGCCCCUGACCCCAGGUCGUCAGCACUUGUGACUCUACUGGUGUUUUCACUAGACGGUCAUGCUGCAAAGUGAAAGUUGGCUAGCUGCAACAUUUAGUUAAUCAGUGAAAAUUUGCUUAGUUAGGGUUAGGUCUAAGGUUACGUUUAGUGUUUAAAAUCAGAUUUUUGGGGGGGGAGAACAGUCUUCCUUCCAACGUUGCAGCAUGGCCCAAUAAUGAUGACCCUUGCUUGUCUGUGACUGUAGUCUUUAAAAAGACAGUUUACUUAUUGUCAAAUAAUGGUGCCUCUGCUUUAGCUAACUCACCAACGGUUGUGCAGUUUGUGUCAUGGCUCAGUAGAGUAGAAGAGAAGUGUGUGUGUAUGCCUGUUUCUCUCAAAAAGCUUGACUGCAUUAAGGAUGCUUCUGUAAGUUUUGUCCUUCCUCUGAUCAAUACUUGUUUAAUUUCCAAGCACUGUCUGAAACCUACCUUGUUUCAAGAGAAUCAGCACUUAUAAAUGGUUUCAGAAAUUCCUCCUUUGAACGAGUGUGUGCUAUAUUCCGGGAAUCAAAUAUAGUUUAGCAGGAUCUUUUCUUUUUGGGAGGUAAUGUGUAGCAAAAUUAUAUUGUUGAGAUCAAAGUAGUGCUUGCUGCUUGUUAGAAAUUGGGUGUUUGGGUACUAUACACACACACACAAAGAUGGAAUGAUCCUUUCCACAACUUUGCAGUGUCUUCUGUGAUUUACUGAGCAUGCCCGUGUGUGUGGUGGGCAGGUUCUGUUCUUGUUCUGUUUUCCUCCUAGGGCUGUAGGUCUUCUCUACUUGGCUGAAUAAAACCAACACUACUGAAGUAAACCA